GGCUGUAAGCCGACGGUCGCUGUCGGUUUGUUUUGAUUCUCGCAUUCCGUUUUGGUGUCUCGCACCAUCAGCACUCAGGCAAGCAAGUGGCCGUGCGUGGCAGCAGUUAAUUGGAAUUCCGUCCGGACCUCUUUGAUGGUGCAGCAGAACGUCUGAAAAACCAUUGCACCGGUUCCGGUUCUCACGGCUUGUUUUGAAUUAUUCAAGAACGGUACCGUCCAAGUUUGCUAGAACAUAGAAGGAAAUAAAUCAAUAAUUUGCCUUUGUUGCCGCCGGUUCCUCGCGUUUCUCGAAACAGUUCCAGCGAACUGAUAAGCAGAGUCGUGCGAUUUCUGUGAUAUCUCAGCGAUGGAAUAAAUUUGUAAAUUAAAACACAAAAAAAUUAAGUGAAAUCGAGGGCUUUAAGAUGUUGGGGAAGCUGUGCACGGUGUGUUCCUUGGUGGUUCUGUUGCUGAUGAUGUACGGGUUGCUGGUCAACAUCCAGAAGGUGGAGGAGAAUCAGUGCAAAAUGACGUACAUGUUCGAGUAUCCCCAGUUUAGUCGGAUCAGUUUUCCGGAGGAUGACAAUUUUACCGGCUAUGGAUUGUACGCUUAUUCGGAAGGUCAUAUGGUGGAAAUGGUUCGGCGGAUGGAAUUUACUGGAGCACCGGUGCUGUUUAUUCCUGGCAAUGGAGGGUCUUAUAAACAGGCUCGUUCUCUGGCUUCGGUCGCAUUGCGCAAGGGACUAGACAACGGAUGGCGACAGCACUUGGACUAUUUCACGAUAGAUUUCAACGAACAGUACUCCGGCCUGUAUGGGGGAUUGCUUGAGCGCCAGACCGAGUAUGUUCAGGAAUGUAUCAAAAGUAUUUUGAAACUUUAUACGCGGUUUCCGAAUGGAGCGAAAUCGAUAGUUUUGGUUGGCCAUUCGGUUGGAGGGAAGAUUGCUCAAGCUGCUGCUUCCCAUCCGAUGAUUGGGCCAAUGGUCAAUACGAUAAUAGCUGUAUCAUCGCCGAUCGAUGUACCGGUUCUGGCAUUGGACCACUAUUACGGAAAGUUCUAUUCGACAGUUAAUGAGCAGUGGAAGCAAAAGAGGACUGUUAACCAAAAAUAUGACUUGAACGAAAACAAAGCUUUGGAUCACAUAACUUUUCUAACCUUUGGGGGAGGCAUUCGGGACACAUUGGUUCAUGAUGGACUAACUGAUUCGAUGUUUAGUGAUCUGCAUGCCAUGACUCACAAUGUGCCGAAUGCUUGGGUGUCUACCGAUCAUCUUUGUGUGAUUUGGUGUCUGCAGUUUGUUCUUAUUGUAAACCGAUAUCUGUAUAGCUUACUUGUAACGAACAAUCGAGGUGGGAGGAAUGAUUUUAUUGAAGAUAAAACUACUAGGAUGAUGUUGGCGGAUAAGUAUUUCCGGGGUAUUGACAAGCAAAACUCAAAGUGUGAAGAUAGUUUGACAAAUAAUAUUGAAUAUGAAGAAUGGCACGAAGAUAUUAGGAGAAAUUUUCAGCUUACGUUUGAAACUGGUUUAGAAAAGGAACGCGUUCAAAUGAUCCCUUUGUAUGAAUCGGUACAGUAUAGGUUUUUGAAGGCUGAAAUUAUAAAUCUUGAGCCCGAGGGAUGGGUUUUUGGAUGUCAGGCAACUGAAGUAACCAAAACAAUGAAGUACUGCUCUAAAGCUUCUCCGUUGGCAAACUUUAGUCGCACGAUGCCUGCCAUUGAACACGAACGACAGAUAGCUAUGGUUAAUUUACAUGACAUUAAAAGAACCAACCCUCGGUGGACUCACGUUUUGCUAAAGCUACCGAAGACGGAUGAACCAGCUCAACUAAACGUCGACAUAAGCAGCUACGAAGAUCGAGAGCUAAGCAUUUACAUGCCUCGAUGGUUCGAUUAUUUUAGGAAACAAUUAUUAGAUGAUACUCUAUUAGGAAGCACUUUCUACGUCCUCAAUAUUUUUGGACUAGAACAUCCCCACCAAACCAUAGCACUAAAUGUAAAUAUAAAUUCUUGUAGCGGCAAUACGCCUUUAAUAACCGCAAUCGUGAAUGUUCCUUGGGCCAAAGAUCAUCAGAGAUAUACGUACCAACACGUGAGAAAUUCGUCAGUAUUCUACAUCUAUGUUCCUAUCAAAAAACCUAGCGGAUUCAAUGCUACGGAAAACCCAGUGGCUGUAGAACUUCAUCUGGACCCAAAAUGUCGAUACUCGUUUAGCUACUCACAACCUCUAGGCGUAGUUAUGGCCCGGAUAGCUCAACAUUUCGGUCCAUGGAUCCCAGCUCACUUCGUAGCCAUCGUUCUGCUAGCUUUCAAACAUCAAAUCUCGAUUACCCCACCGGAUUCAAGCUUCAAAUGUGGCAAACUAUACUCGGCACUCACCAAAUCAACGCCUUUCUUCGUAAUCACCGCUUCUCGGUUAUUCGCAAAGUUCGUAAUCAUGUUCAAAGUUUUGCCCCAGCCAGAAGAAUACGAUCACCCUAUUUUUGUGUCCGUAAUAAUCCACGGAGCUGCCCUAGGAAUCCUCCUCAUCCUGACCGCUUCAAUUUGGGCCGCAGUAGUCUUCUGCGGAAACUUCAGUCACAAAAUUAUACUCAGAAUCGUUGCUCUCCCGAUUCCGGCCCUUUCAUCUACCAUCUGUUCUUGCAUCCAAAAAUUCCCGCUCCUAGCCGGCCUCUUCCUCCUUUCAAUCGCUUUCGUUUCCUGCGGAAGUGUUUCCUUAGUCGGGGCCAUUUUCGUUUACUUCCUGCAACUCACCCGGAUGUACGAGGACUACCUGGAAGUUUUCGUCUUCAAAACGGCCCAAAGAAUUGCCAAAAAGCUCUUCGGAAUACACAUUCCGGCCAAGGGCGAAAAGUUUUCCAUAAAGAAAAUGAAGCCACCCCAACCACAAGAAGAAGAACCGCCCCAAACCCCUGCAUCCCCUACCGAAUUAACCCAACCUACCGACCCAGCCAAACAAAAAGAGUACGAAAACCUACACGAAGGCCUCGCAAGCAUCAACUUCCACCUGACCCUAUUCCUGCUACUCAUCAUCACCUGCAUCAUCAACUUCCCCAGCUUCCUGACCUGGGCCAAGGGCUACAGCCAAACGACAUCACUCAAACCGGACUCCUCUCUCAUUCCGGCCAUCUGCAUCCUCUCCAGCCUUUCGAUCCUUUGGCAGCUAAACACCCCCCGGGACGUGGCCGGCUACAAUCUCCUGUCGGCCAUCAUGUACCUCGGCGCGGUCGUUUGCAUCAUCUACUGUCAGAUGUCCCUGUACCGGUUGAAUUGGGUCCUUUCCGGGAUUUUUCUAGCCGUAACGGUGCAUCAGCUGGUCGGUCAUCAAAUCAAGCUGAAGCAAAGUUAAAUCUACUACUUAUUCUUGUCCUACAUCAUCUAGGAAAAAUUUACACUGUAUUUCUACUUGAAUUUAUAUGCUUUUUCAAACAUAGAAGAUCCAAUUUGUUGAAUUAAAUCUAAACCUACAUGCUUAAGUUAACCUUUUUUUUUUAUUUAUUCGGUGAUUCCGAGCAAUUUUAAGCACAAUUCAAUUGAAGCUGUAACUGAUUCCGCAAAUCUAAUAGGUAAUAGAAAUAUCAUGACUAGGUAGAUCGAACGUUCAACCUGCUUCACAAAAAAGACAUCACUUUCCUAUAUGACAAAGUUAAUGAGGCACACAUCUUAUCUACGCAUUACGCGUGUGAAAACAUCACACUUCGAAAAAGGGGUUUAAUUGAAUGGAAAAUUAGUUAUAAUCAGCUAUAAUUAGUAUUUUUCUAGUCUGCACCUCAAGCAUAAGUAGGUGUAUGUAAACUUAAAUUGUUCGAUAGGUUAAACGAAGGCAACAAAAAUCUAAAUUUAUAUUCCUAAUGUGCAACGGCAAACCACCUUGAAAGUAACACAAAUGUAGCCAAAUUUUUCAAGAAAUAAAUCUUAUAUCACUUGUUAGAUUUUUUUUUCCUCUGAUUUUAAUGACACUUUUUGGAUUUUGUUUUGUCAUUUGAAACACUCGAAAAAAUCAAAUUGUAUGUAAGAAGUCAAAAUUAUGUAGUCCAAUAAAGAAAUUCAUAUUUUGUUUAAGUUGA
This is a messenger RNA of Uranotaenia lowii, 4046 nucleotides long. Its product is annotated as GPI inositol-deacylase. NCBI's taxonomy places the organism in Eukaryota, Metazoa, Arthropoda, Insecta, Diptera, Culicidae. Gene Ontology annotation, molecular function: phosphatidylinositol deacylase activity. Gene Ontology annotation, biological process: GPI anchor metabolic process; endoplasmic reticulum to Golgi vesicle-mediated transport. The coding region runs from base 407 to 3328 and encodes 973 amino acids. Gene Ontology annotation, cellular component: endoplasmic reticulum. The record is from RefSeq and is a predicted model, not a curated record. The transcript is spliced from 3 exons.